Molecule: messenger RNA, 3025 nt
Organism: Heteronotia binoei (common prickly gecko)
Lineage: Eukaryota; Metazoa; Chordata; Lepidosauria; Squamata; Gekkonidae
Gene: GRPEL2
Product: GrpE like 2, mitochondrial
Exons: 4
Coding region: 61-840 (259 amino acids)
Biological process (GO): protein import into mitochondrial matrix; protein folding
Cellular component (GO): PAM complex, Tim23 associated import motor
Molecular function (GO): protein-folding chaperone binding; protein homodimerization activity; adenyl-nucleotide exchange factor activity
Source: RefSeq, a predicted model, not a curated record
UGCAAAAAGGUACUGCAUCGCGGCUACAGAAAAGGACACCUUAAAGGGGCCGGCCCGGUUAUGACGCGCGGCUGGCUUAGGGUGGGAGAGCGCGGGGGCUGUUGGGAGAUGCAGCGACUCCUCUUCUCCUGCAGGCGGCCCGCGGCGACCCAGCCCGCUCAGCCCGGCGACUGCAGCGCAGCGAUGGCAGCGGGCAGGUGUGCGCCGAGUUGCAUCCCCCCUGUGCUCCGACGGCUUCGCGGCGACAGAAGCUUACCCUUUGCAUUCAGCACUGCUGCACAUCAGAGGAGCACAGGAGAUGACUGUGGUCCAGAAGAUCCUCGUGAUGAACCUAAACAUAUCAUAGACCAGAACACUUCAGAGCACAGAACAGUUAAACUGGAAAAACAAGUCCAUGACUUAACAGAACGAUACCAGAGAAUGCUGACAGAUUCUGAAAAUGUCAAGCGGAGGACACAGAAGUUUGUAGAAGAUGCUAAACUGUUUGGGAUCCAGAGUUUUUGUAAAGAUUUGGUAGAGGUAGCAGAUAUCCUGGAGAAGACCACUGAGAGUGCUGUAGAAGGAGAGCACAGUGACCCAGAUUCAGCUCUGAAGAAGAUUUGUGAAGCCCUGUCUCUUGCAGAGUCCAAACUACGAAGCAUAUUCACGAAACAUGGCCUACAAAAAAUGAACCCCAUUGGUAGCAGAUAUGACCCCUACGAUCACGAAAUAGUGUGUCAUGUGCCAGCAGAGGGAAAGAAGCCAGGCACUGUGGCAUUGGUGACUCUGGAUGGCUAUAAACUCCAUGGGCGCACUGUCAGACACGCCCAAGUUGGUGUAGCAGUGGAAUCGCAACAAUGAAGUUGGCAUGCCUGUUAGAACUUACGGCUGUAAUGGACUGAAUUUUCUGUCCAUAGGACUAUGCUGCUAUGGCAUCUCUUUAUUAUUUAUUAAGCCGCAUUUGUGUUACGUGCGGGCUUCUCAGGAUAUAUGCAGUUGCCAGACCUUGACCACCAAGAUGUAGUUAUUGAAUGGUUUUUUGUUCUGUAUCAUAAAUACCUUCCAGUUGUAAGUAGCUUAGUGAUCUUUACCGUUUGUUUAUUCGGAACAUUUCUAGGCAGUUUUCCCUUUGAUUGAAUGCCCAGGACAGUUUACAAUAACUAUAUAAUAUAUAGUCACCUAUUAAAAAAUCAAAAUACUUUCAGCUUGAGGUUUCCACUAUGUUCCGCAUUGGAUCGAAAGGGAAAGCGGGUGUCUAGAAUUCCAAUAGGCGAUCGUUAUGCUUAGAAUUACUAUGUUUAAAUGAUUUCUCCUUUCCCUAAAGCUGCUUUAACCUCAGCUUUCCUGCAUGCAAACCGGGAAUAGGAUACCCACCUACCUCACAGAAAUGCUAUGACUUGACAAUUGCAAAAGGUUCUUCGUAGUAUGAUGGGAUUUAUGGUGUCCUACAGAAGACUUCCUCUACAUUUCAAAAAUCGCUUGAGUGACUUGGAGACCUUUCUCACUUUAUGUGGUUGUUCCAACAUGUGAAAUUUUGUAGUGUGAUUAAGUUCAUUUCUUUUAUAAUUAAAAGUCGAAGAACCAGAUUUUGGGGGUGCUGGGGGGGUUCAACAGUCCGAGUGUUUGCUUUAGAACAGAUUUUCCUAGGCCCAAUUCCUGGCAAUCUUCGGGGAAAGGAUUUUAGGUUAUUGUUUUGAAAUGUUAGCAAUUACCUCUCAGAGUAGACUGUGCUGAGCUAGUUGGACCAAUGGUUUUACUUGGUAUACAGAAAAUUCCUGGCUGUCAAUUGAAGGUCCAAGCCCAAAAGUUUUCCUCAGUAAAUAGUUUAAUGCAGUUCAAGUACAAUUUUACUUGGCAGUGUUGGAAGAAAAUGAGGAACCUUGAACUGCAAAUAGAAAAGAAACUCUUGUUUUACUUGAGCCUUGGAGUACUUGAUAUGCAAAUACUAUUACUUUCUCAGUUUAACCAUAAGACGACUGGAGGUUUGAUCAGUUUGUAUCUAAUAGGUAAGCAAAAUGUGUGAUCAUCUCAUUUCAACCUAUAGUGUCUAUAGGCACUUGAAAACCCUGCUGUGUAGCUAUGAAAGAAAUCCUAACUGUUUGAAAGAUGAUUGAAGAGACCUAUCCCAUGCUUUCCUGAAUCUUAAGUAAAAUUACAACUAAGUGACUAUUAGUGGGGAGAAGUUUUUUUUCAAAUGAGUGUCCAUCAGUAGUCUUUAAUUUUGUCUAAACCUGAUGGAGAUUGCAGUCUUUUGCUGAUGGGCAUCUCUGUAGAUAUCUGAAACUACAAAACUGAAAGAUUCAGCCUCACUGGCAUUUCUUUUCAAUCAUUUUACCCUAUUGCAGCCAUGGUGUUUAAAACAGAGGCUGUGGGGAAACAGUGGAGCAUUAUAUCGGUGGUGUUAUUGUUUUGGUUCUCAGGCAUGUGCAUUUGAACUAAAUUCAUACCUGUGGAAUAUCUGUAGUUCCAAAUGGAAAUAACACUUUGGUUCUGAUGGCUUGAACCCCACAGAGAAUUUCCACAGAUGGAAGGGAUUUCCAUCUGCAGAGUGAGUGACUUGCUUCCCAUUGGACCCCAAAUGUCCCCUAAAAUGCUGCUCCUAAGUGAUAGUAACCCCCAACAGAAUAGCAUGAAGGGGGAGUCAGAGGUGUAUAGUAAGAGCAGGGAAGUGAUAAAAAUAAAAUUGUCUUUAUUUCCAUCUGUGGAAAUCUUCCACUGGAUCCAACCCUAUGUGAAUUAUCUUCAUAGCAAUAAAAGUGAUUCUAUCAGAACACUUCUGGCUUCUAAUUAAAUAUAUAUUUGAUUUGGAGUGUUUUCAUGACUUUUUGGUUUAUUGAGUAUGAGGUGUUUUGAUGUCCUUUUUUACCAAGGCACAUGAACGAUGUCUUCCAGAGUUCCUACAUGUAAGAAGAUGGUUAGCCACUUGUGUAUAUGGAAUCUGUUUGUAUUUUUUGUAAGUGCUGUUAUUUGUAACUCAGAAGUUCUUAUUGGGUGGCGGAUUGACAUGGUGCCCAUGUUCUUACAAAUAAAACCUAUCUUUACAUGA